Molecule: messenger RNA, 1422 nt
Organism: Charadrius vociferus (killdeer)
Lineage: Eukaryota; Metazoa; Chordata; Aves; Charadriiformes; Charadriidae
Gene: PLA2G4C
Product: phospholipase A2, group IVC (cytosolic, calcium-independent)
Exons: 11
Coding region: 1-1422 (473 amino acids)
Biological process (GO): glycerophospholipid catabolic process
Cellular component (GO): nuclear envelope; nucleoplasm; cytosol
Molecular function (GO): calcium ion binding; calcium-dependent phospholipid binding
Source: RefSeq, a predicted model, not a curated record
AUGGCUUGCACCGCUACAGAUCGAGUAGCAGCACAGGAUGACAAUGAAGUCCGUCUGUCUCAUGAUCUCUCAGAAGGUGAGAUAAAUGCCACUAAGAAGAGAAGAGAAAAAGUACGGAUGUGUUUGAAGAACUUGGAGAUUUCCUGUGGUCAGAAUGACGUGCCUAAUAUCGUUGUUCUGGGGUCAGGUGGAGGCCUGCGUGCCAUGCUAGCCCUGCUAGGAACCUUGGUGGAGCUGAAGAAACGGAAUUUCUUGGAUGCUGUCAUGUACCUGUGUGGGGUGUCGGGAUCCACCUGGUGCAUGUCCUUCCUGUAUGAAGAUAGGAAAUGGUCAGAAAAUGUGAUACACUUGGAAAAGAAACUGUGUGAAAGCCUCAGUAAAUCCUGGGAUUUUAUGAAAACAAUAGGAUACUUAGAGGAGUCAUCAAAAGGUGAACUUUAUUCACUCACUGACUUCUGGGCCUCCUGUGUUGUAUACCAGAUACUGAAGCAGUUUGAUAAGAAUGAGCUGGCUGACCACAAGGACGCCUCAGAGACCGGAAUAAACCCUUACCCAAUUUAUGCAGCAGUGGAUAAGGAUAAACUGAAAGAAGAAGGUAGAAACUUUCCAGGGACUUGGUUUGAAUUCACUCCACACGAGGCUGGAUAUACUGCCGUGGGUGCUUUUGUGAGUACCAAAAACUUUGGAAGUGAAUUUGAGGAGGGUAAGCUGAAGACAAAGGGGGAGAAGAAAUCCAUUUGUUACAUGCAAGGCUUAUGGGGGAGUGCUAUUGGAAGCAUGGAAGAAAAUCUGAAGUUUAUACGAGAGAGCAAUUCAGAUACCGUCACAGAUUAUCAACCCGCUCUUCUUCUACUAGACCUUCAGUUGUGUGCUAUAAGUGGGAGUGAUCCUAAGGAACUCUUUGAGAAAUUGUUGACUAUAUUGUCAGGUGACAUUCAGUCCCCUUACCUGGUCAAAACCAAAACCAUCUCUUUGAUUGAUGCUGGCCUGGCAAUAAAUUCUGCCUAUCCUCUGGUCCUUCGAGCACAGCGUCGAGCAGAUCUGAUAAUUUCCUUUGAUUUCAGUGCUGGAGAUCCUUUUGAGACUAUCAAGGCAACAGCUAUAUACUGCCAGAAAAACCAUAUUCCGUUUCCCAAGAUAGAAGAUAAGAAAAUGGAUAAGGACAACCCUUCUGAUUGCUACGUCUUCCGAGGAGACAACGCAUGCCCUACAGUCAUGCACUUUCCACUCUUCAACACCGUGAAUUGUUUUGAUAAAGUAAAAGAAUACAGAGCAAAGUAUCCCACCUUUAACAUGUCCUUCACCGAGGGAGACAUCAAAGACCUCCUUGAGAAAGCAAGGUUGAAUGUAUCCAACAAUAGUGGGAGGAUUCUUCAUGAGAUAAAACAGCUUGUGCCUCCCCCUCAUGAGAAAAAGUUCUGA